AUGGCCGCCGACGGCAGCACCCAGCCGGACUCCUCGAUCCAGGCCGCACUGCAAGGCGUGCCAGAAUUCCACCCGCGCACGCGCGCCAUAUCCGCCUCGAUCGAUCCCGUCGCGCUCGUCGUCACAGAAUGCAUCACCGUCACCUCCGCCAUGCGCAAGCAUGCGCGCUGGGCCCAAUCUUCCGUGUCCGCCAUCUUGGGCGGCGGCGCCGCGAAGCCGCUGGCAAUACAGCGCAUCGAGAAGGGCGAGGGAAACGCCGCCAGCAUAAAGCUGGGCUCCGGCGACGAUGCCCUCGCCGGGCGAUGGGGGCUCCGCGGCAAGAAGGGGAGGAGCAUGCAGGACAAUCCCCUUAUGUCAGCCUUCACGCGUUUGCGAAGUGACUUGAAGGGCUGCAAUGACAUCCGCAGCUUCGACACGCCCGCCUUGCUCCAUCCGUUCCUGCAGGUCAUCCGCUCGUCGUCGACCUCGGCUCCCAUAACCUCGCUGGCGCUGAUUGCGAUCACGAAGUUCCUCUCCUACAACAUCAUAGGCCGCGAUUCGCCUCGCCUGCCUCUGGCUAUGCAACUACUUUCCUCCGCAAUCACACACUGCCGCUUCGAGGCUACUGAUACCGCAGCGGACGAGAUCGUGCUUCUGCGGAUAUUGAAGCUUAUGGAGAACAUGAUUUCCGGCCCGGCUGGCGAUCUAUUGAGCGACGAGAGUGUUUGUGAAAUGAUGGAGACCGGAUUGAGCAUGUGCUGCCAAAUUCGACUUUCCGAGGUUUUGCGGCGGUCUGCAGAGAUUGCCAUGGUCACCAUGUGCCAGGUGAUUUUCGAGAGAUUGAAGCAUCUUGAAAUUGAGGCCGGUGACGACCCGGGAGCCCUCGAAGAGAGUACCAAGGAUGAUAUGGAUGCCGUCAAAAUGGACCCAACAGCAAACGGGGACUCCUUAUCCGUACCGGGGAGCGUGCCUGAAGCAUCACGAUCCUCAACAAGUUUGGAGAAGACGCCAGAUGGCAGUGAGGAUAACGGGAAUCCCAACGGCAGCCAGCUGCACCUUCCGCUUGUAGAGGAUGAGUCUGAAGAAGAGCAAGUCAUCAAGCCGUACUCGCUCCCAUCUAUACGGGAGCUUUUCCGCGUUCUGGUGGAUCUCCUGGACCCUGACGAUCGACAACACAAUGACACCAUGAGGAUCAUGGCUCUCCGGAUCGUCGACGUCGCGCUCGAGGUUGCUGGGCCUUCAAUUGCAAGCCACCCGAGCCUUGCAUCCUUGGCAAAGGACACUCUUUGUCGGCACAUUUUCCAGCUUGUUCGGUCGGAAAAUAUUGCGGUGCUGAACGAGUCGCUGAGAGUAGCAUACACUCUUUUGGCAACUUGCAGGGGCGUGCUGAAGCUCCAACAAGAGCUUUUCCUUUCCUACCUUGUUGCAUGCUUAUUCCCUCGCGUUGACAUACCCCAGGAAGCUGGUAUCGACCCUGCACUCUAUGAAGGUGUUCCUCAGGCCCCCAGUCUAGUCAAACCUGCGCCCCAGCCGGGAUCAAGCAGUGGCCGAUCUACUCCUGUGCCGGUGAAGGACAGGCAAAGGCUUGGGUUGGAAGGUGGCGCCAGGAAGCCCGAUGCAAGAGAGGCAAUGGUGGAGAGUGUAGGAGCUCUGUGCAGGAUACCUUCCUUCAUGGUCGAGCUGUUCGUCAAUUACGAUUGCGAGAUCGAUCGGAGUGACUUGUGCAUGGACAUGAUUGGACUGUUAUCACGGAAUGCUUUCCCGGACUCUGCCACAUGGAGUACAACCAAUGUACCCCCGCUCUGCCUUGAUGCUCUCCUCGGGUUUAUCCAAUUGAUAGCGGAUCGACUGGAAGACGAACCGCGGACAGAAGGCUUCCCAGAUGCUGCGCAUUUGGUGAAACAGAGAGAGCAGAAGAAGAUAAUUAUCCGUGGCGCCAAGAAGUUCAACGAAAAGCCUAAGGCCGGUAUCGCUUUCCUUGUGUCUCAGGGGAUCAUUGACAACCCGGACAAUCCGAAGUCGAUCGCAAAUUUCAUCAAGGGAACGACAAGGUUGGAUAAGAAGGUGCUGGGCGACUUUAUCUCGAAGAAAGAAAACGAAACGAUACUGGCCGCCUUCAUGGAAACAUUCGACUUCAGCGGCCAGAGAGUUGAUGAGGCUCUGCGCCAGCUCCUCAACACUUUCCGCUUGCCAGGAGAGUCGCAGUUGAUUGAGCGGAUCGUUACCGAAUUUGCCGAGAAAUAUUGCGGCGAAUCGCCUCCAGAGGGCAUUGCGGAUAGAGAUUCCGUUUAUGUGUUGACAUAUGCCAUCAUCAUGCUGAACACCGAUCAGCACAACCCGAAUCUCAAGGCUCAGAAGCGUAUGGCGCUGGAGGACUUCGCACGGAACCUACGCGGAGUCAAUGGGGGGCAGGACUUUCCGAUCGAGUAUCUCGAGGAGAUCUACAACUCUAUCAAAACAAGAGAAAUCAUUCUUCCGGAGGAGCAUGAUACCAAGCACGCCUACGACUACGCCUGGAAAGAGCUUCAGAUGAAGGUCCAGUCAACCACGGAUCUCGUCAUUUGUGACACCAAUAUCUUCGACGCAGACAUGUUCGCUGCGACGUGGAGGCCAAUUCUUGCAACACUAUCUUUUGUGUUCAUGUCGGCAUCGGACGAUGCUGUGUUCUCACGCGUUGUCACUGGUUUCUACCAGUGCGCUCAGAUUGCGGCAAAGCAUGGGCUGACCGAGUGUAUUGACCGGAUCGUGUUUUGCUUGAGCAAAAUUAGCACUUUGGCGCCGGAUGUGCCCCCUAGCACAUCUUUGAACACAGAAGUCCAGGCUGACAAGAAGAGCGAGAAGAUCAUGGUCAGUGAGACGGCUGUUCGUUUCGGCCGUGACGACAGGGCACAGUUGGCUACUGUCUUGCUUUUCCGUAUUAUUCAUGGCAAUGAAGCCCAUGUCAGAGAUGGGUGGAACCACCUCAUCCGUGUUAUGCUCAACCUAUUCAUCAACUCCCUGAUACCCUCGUCUUUCUCAUCGAUAUCCAAUGCUCUCGAGCUACCUCCCAUCCCUCUUCAAAACCCUGCACAGGUCAUCGACAGAGAACAGAGGCAAAAUGAAACCAGUCUCUUCUCUACCUUCGCUUCGUCCAUUUUUAGCUUUGCGAACGACGAGCCGCCGGAGCCAUCAGACGCGGAGAUAGAAUACACGCUUUGCACGAUAGAUUGCAUCAACUCGUGCGAUUUCCCAGGCGUCUUCGCAAAUAUCAGCCGCAUGCCCAUUGAUGCUCUACAGUCGAUCUUGGAUUCACUCCUCGCUCAGAUACCCGAGGAUUCCUCGCCUCGCGUCAUCACUGUGAAGCCUGAACUGCCAGCACCAACUCCCAUAAGGCCAAACGGCAACAAGGCCCGGACUCAAGGCCCGCAGUAUGACCCAUCUCUCGUCUUUGCUCUUGAGCUGGCAACGGUCAUCGCAUUGAGAGAUGCCGAGGCUGUCGAGAAGCUUGGAAAGAGCGUCGCAGAUGCACUGCAGACGGUGUUGCGUGAUAACAAUGUGCACCCGGUCGUGCUGUCGCGAACGGUGUACUAUCUGCUCAAGCUGCUACGCGAGAGCAACGAUCACGAUUACAUUCGCGCUCCGGUGAUCCUGCAUACUUUUGUUACUUUCAAUCAAGACCUUUUGAAGCAAGUUGCACCGACUCUGCUCAAGGGCUUGUUGGAUUGCAUCAAUGGACCUGUCGGCCUGCGCAAUGAGCUGGUCAACUCUCCCGACUUUUGGACUCUUUUGCGCACGCUCCACACUUCGCCGGAAGUCGCGGCCGACGUUUUCCAGGUCGCUGAGAAUCUUACUCUCUCAAACCCUCCAGGUAUUUGCGCAGAUAACUACGAGGCAGUAAUAGCGUUGCUCAACGACUUUGCGACUGCGGGAAGCGCCGGCGCGAUCGAAGAGCAACGUGGGGACGCCGCGAGACGGAGAGGCAAGGGGGUGAAACAGAAGAAGACCCAAACCAACGAAGUCGUUCUUCGUGGCUCGAAGGCCAUGAAUAUCGUCCUUCAGCUCACCAGCCGCGUUCCCCAGUUCAUCGAGCAGUCCCAGCUUGAGACUAACGAAGCUUGGAACGCAUACUGGUCACCUAUCUUCCAAUGCCUCACUAAUCAGUGCCUGAACCCGUGCCGAGAGAUCAGGCAUCAGGCUCUUGGAUCGCUGCAAGGGACGCUUCUCUCAAACGACCUCGCCUCACCCGAUCAUAAGGAAUGGACCAAGAUCUUCGGCGAGGUGCUCUUCCCGCUCAUCAAUCAACUACUCAAGCCCGAGACUUACCAGAGCGAUCCCGGCGGUAUGGGUGAGACGAGAGUGCAGGCUGCCACGCUGCUCUGCAAAAUCUUCCUGCACUACCUCGUAGCACUUUCCGAGUGGGAUGGAAUGCUGGACCUCUGGCUCAAGAUUCUCAGCAUCAUGGACCGGCUGAUGAACAGCGGGCAGGGCGACAACUUGGAGGAAGCGGUUCCAGAAUCUCUCAAGAAUAUCUUGCUGGUCAUGUCCAGCGGUGGUUACCUAGCAUCGCCCGACGAAAAGCCCGAGCAAGAGGAACUAUGGCGCGAGACGUGGACGAAGCUCGAUCGAUUCCUACCUAAUCUUCUGCCAGAACUCUUCCCAGAAGAGGCGGAGAAGAGGAUGAAGAGCAGCCAUCAGAAGAGGUUGAGCGUGGCGCAGACGAGCGCGAGGCCGAGCGUUGAUGCAAGUGCAGCUGCUGCGGCGGCGGCGGCGGCGGCGGCCACAGCGGAAAAGGAAAAUGAGGCAGAGGGUGAAGAGAAGAAGGUGGAGGAGAAGGGCGAGGCUGAGGCCGAAGGUGAGGUCGAAGCUGCGGCAGAGGGCGAGGAUGCGAAGGCAGAAAACUUGAAGGCGGAGUAG
This is a messenger RNA of Lasiodiplodia theobromae, 4872 nucleotides long. Its product is annotated as SEC7-like protein. Gene Ontology annotation, biological process: regulation of ARF protein signal transduction. The transcript has 7 exons. NCBI's taxonomy places the organism in Eukaryota, Fungi, Ascomycota, Dothideomycetes, Botryosphaeriales, Botryosphaeriaceae. The coding region runs from base 1 to 4872 and encodes 1623 amino acids. The record is from RefSeq and is a predicted model, not a curated record. Gene Ontology annotation, molecular function: guanyl-nucleotide exchange factor activity.